AUGGGCCUGAAAAGCUUUGAACAGUCGUCAUCAUCUUCGAUCAUGACGGAUCUCCUCCGCCGGUGCGGUGGCUACGCCGUCAUAGACGGCGGCCUGGCGACGGAGCUCGAGCGGCAUGGCGCCGACCUCGAUGACCCUCUUUGGAGUGCCAAAUGCCUCCUCAGCUCUCCUCACCUCAUUCGAAGGGUGCACUUAGAUUACCUUGAAGCUGGGGGAAACAUCAUAAUAUCUGCAUCUUAUCAGGCUACCCUCCAGGGAUUUGAAGCCAAGGGCAUACCGAGGGAAGAAGGAGAAUCCCUAUUGAAACGAAGCGUGCAAAUCGCAUGUGAGGCACGGGACAUAUAUAAUGACAGAGCCACCAAAGGUGGUUUUGACAUUAUUAAUGGAGAUGAAACAAGCAUAAAGCAACGACCAAUCUUAGUUGCUGCCUCUGUUGGGAGUUAUGGAGCUUAUUUGGCUGAUGGUUCUGAAUACAGUGGGAUGUACGGGGAUACCGUCACCAUUGAGACCUUGAAGAAUUUUCACCGGAGAAGAGUUCAAGUUCUAGCGGAUUCUGGAGCUGAUCUCAUAGCAUUUGAGACAAUCCCAAACAAAUUGGAAGCCCAGGCCUAUGCCCAACUUCUUGAGGAAGAAAAGAUCAAAGUUCCAGCUUGGUUUUCCUUCAAUUCUAAGGAUGGGAUUAACGUAGUGAGUGGAGAUUCAAUAGAAGAUUGCGCUUCAAUUGCUGAUUCAUGUGCGCAAGUUGUCAGCGUUGGAAUCAAUUGCACUCCUCCCAGAUAUAUUCAUGGACUGGUACAAGCAAUACAAAAGGUCACGAACAAGCCCAUACUUGUGUAUCCCAACAGCGGUGAGACUUACGAUGGUGAGAGAAAGUUGUGGGUGGCGUCCACGGGCGUUGCAGAUGGAGACUUCGUGUCGUAUGUUGGGAAAUGGUGCGAGGUUGGAGCUUCACUGGUGGGAGGCUGCUGUAGGACAACUCCUAACACCAUCAGAGCAAUUUCCAAGCUUCUCUCCACCAAGUCUUCUCACGCUUAGACCGAAUUGAAGCACCUAUACUAGCUACUAGCUACUAGCUAGCUUGUUGAAUCAAUGGUGUUGUAUCCUUAUCUAUCUAUUUGGCAUGUGCCACUGAAUAUCUCAUGUUAAUAAUAAUAAUAAUAAUGUACAGUUAUACUU
Messenger RNA from Ipomoea nil (Japanese morning glory), 1176 nucleotides. RefSeq names its product homocysteine S-methyltransferase 2-like. NCBI's taxonomy places the organism in Eukaryota, Viridiplantae, Streptophyta, Magnoliopsida, Solanales, Convolvulaceae. Gene Ontology annotation, biological process: S-methylmethionine cycle. The record is from RefSeq and is a predicted model, not a curated record. The transcript has 7 exons. Gene Ontology annotation, molecular function: S-adenosylmethionine-homocysteine S-methyltransferase activity; zinc ion binding. The coding region runs from base 1 to 1035 and encodes 344 amino acids.